AUGUCCGCGAGGCGAGCGCCAGGCCCGGCCCAGGACCUGGAGCGCUCCGCCCCGCCAAAGGUCAUGAAGCGCAUCGUGUCGCCGUCCAGCGACGCCUGGAGGAGCAUCCCCGGCCACGGCGGAGCCAUCGCUCUGGAGCAGGACCGUGAGACUCAUUCCAGCGGCGACCUGCGUGUAGGUGAGGCCCGCAGGCAGCGCCGGGAGGGCGCACUGGCCGUAAGCAUUCCAGCCGCAGGCCACGGCGGAGCCAUCGCUCCGGAGCAGGACCGUUUUGCCUCUCUCCAGCGGCGACCUGCGUGUAGGUGA
Messenger RNA from Prorocentrum cordatum, 306 nucleotides. The record is from the annotation of a GenBank genome assembly. NCBI's taxonomy places the organism in Eukaryota, Dinophyceae, Prorocentrales, Prorocentraceae.